AUGAUGCCGAGCCCACCGAAUGGCCGGCCUGGUCUGGAGCUCCCAGGACAGGCUUCGCAGGCGCUGUUCCAGUUCCACGUCUCGCAGGCAGAUGUUUCCAUGUCAACGGUGAGGGCGACGACAGGUAAAGGCCCGCUGGCGCCCGGCCGCCAAAUCACCCGCAAUCGCGCCAGCUAUAGCUGCCACACCUGUCGACGGCGGAAGGUCAAAUGUGACAAGAUCCAUCCUGUUUGUGGGAAUUGCAGGAGAAAUAAUACCGAAUGCGUGUACGAUACCGCGCAGCGCAAAGGUUCUUCUCGCCUGCAGCAUGAGGAGUCGAGCGAUGGCCACGUGACAAAGCGACGGAGGGAGGAAUCCCCUCAGCCAGACAAUCCUGACGGCGUCGAAGAGGUCCAGAUGGUAUACGGGCAAGUAAAGCAGGAGCCAAAGAGCGCUGGAGCGAACGCGAUCGAGGCGCGGCUGGACAAGCUCUCCUCGAUGAUCGAACGGUUCAGCAAAGCGAAUCCUACAUUAGACCCCGCCGAAAUGAAGACACUCAGACGGAAAGCAUUGGGGGCUGCGAGUCAAGGUCAGGCAAUGGAGAAAUCUUCGUCGGCGUCGCGAGGGACGAGCCCUCACCGCAACGCUGAUUCAAGCGGCGAUGAGUUCCCCAUUCCCUCUGGGCAUGCCACGGACCCGGUGGACCCCAUGGGAAGCUUGAAUCUCGGGCAUCUCAGCCUCGACGAACGGGGGAGAUCGAGAUACGUCGGAACCACUUAUUGGGCGUAUAUAUCGCACGAAAUCAAUGAGCUGAAUCAAAUGCUCAAGGAACAAAACCGAUCAUAUGAUAAUCUUGGCUCCGAUGAGAGCGCCUCCGAUGGGCCUGCGAUUGCAAGCACUGGCAUCGGGCCACAAACAUCACGGUGGAAAGGUUUGCCGAAUGCUCGGACGCCACCUGCCAGGCAGGAAUCCUUCUCGCAAGGAGAGAUCUUCCAGCGAUCCAUUCUUUUCCCGUCUGCCGGCUCUCCAUCCGUCCAAACCAAAAUAGUGGAUCCGGAGAUGCUGGCUCACCUUCCGACAAAGCGACAGAGUCAUAUCUUGUAUAAGGGAUUUAUGUCAGGAAUCCAUGCCGUCAGUCCAGUUAUCCACCCUCCGACAAUACUAAAACUCUAUAACGCGUUCUGGGAGUGGUAUGACAACAGCAGCUACUCUGGGGAGCCAUGUCCCGACCCAACAUUCAUUCCGCUGCUUUAUGCGAUCUGGUAUUGCGGUUCGGUCACCAUCUCAAUAAGAUCAAUCAAAGCCGACUUCAAUGUCUCGUCGCGACAUGCCCUCUCGCAUCCGUAUCAUGAUGAGACAACCCGAUGGCUGAGCAAGACGUGCUUUCUUCGAAGCCCCUCCUUGCACGGAUUGGCCGCCUACGUGCUGGUCCAAACGGUCUUGUCCAAAGAGGAAGAGCCACUUACCAGCAGCCUCUUUGUAAGCCUGGGCAUGAGAGUAGCCCAAUCCAUGGGCCUGCAUCGAGACCCCGCAAAAUUUGGGAUCGCAUCAGCUGAGGCAGAGUAUCGCCGCAGGCUCUGGUGGCAUAUCAUGUACAUGGACUGUAUCAUCGCAAUGGCAAGCGGCCUGCCGCCAAUCAUCCCCGAAGACACAUACUGGGACGUUCGACAAACGAACGAGAUCAAGGAUACCCUUCUAGGAACAGCCCAGGCGGAAAAGUAUGAGCGGCUGGUGGCUACUGGCAUGCGGCCACCAGAUAACCCAGACGAUCCGACACUCUGUGGAGGCCGUUCCAUGGUCAAUGUAUACUACUUGUGGGCCAAGGGCAAAUACAUUAUGACCCGUGCAGUUCGCCGUAUCCUCCGGAUCCAAGUUGGCACCCGAGAGGUUACACGUAAGGAUUUGGAAGAGCUCAAGUCCAUUCUUGUCGACCUGCAAGUCAAGAUGAGCGCAGUCAUUGAUAGGAUCCCGCUCGUGGAACCAUCCAUUGCGUCUCCUAUAUCCCAAUCGAUUCCGUCAUCAUCGCCUCCCUCCAAUCAGCCUGGGUUGCCUGGAGAGGGAUCCCCAGGCUGUAUGGAACAGUAUCAUUCACACGUUCUUGUUGCCUUUCAUAAAUGGGCCAAGAUAGUCCUAUCCAUGUUCAUAGACAAGUCAUUUUGUGUCGCCUAUCAACCCUUCCUGAAGAAUGCCAAAAGCCGGAUAUGGUCCGUAGCCAGACAGAGUGCUUUGCGUCACUGCUAUGGCUUCAUGGAGAAAUUCAUCUCUGUUGCGACAGAGUCUAUUUUCCAGCCGUUUCACUGGAGCUGGCCUGGUAACCACCAGCCCAUGCAUGCAACAAUGAUUCUGCUCAUAGAUCUCUAUGAACGCCCGUAUAGCUCUGAGGCACCACGGUCCCGCGCCUUCAUCGAUAAGAUCUUCUCGAUGAUAGGACCUGACGGAGGUGUGGUGGGUGGCGCGGAAGAUGGCAUCCCUACUCAGCGGCCGCUUAAAGACGGUGGCCGCGAAGCAUGGGAUAUGCUGCAACGCCUUCGCUACAAGGCCUGGCAGAAAGCAGGGCUGGAUCCAACCCAGCUCUGGACGGAGCAAGCCCAAGUCCAAGCCAGAACUGCCAGCCAUCCAUCUAUCCCCGGAUCUCCCUUUCCUAGUACGAGCAGCACUCAGCCACCCUCCCGCCUACCACUCAUGAUGAACCGACAACCAUCCGACUCUAACAAGACCUUCUUUGACAUCACCUGUGCGGCGCACCCAUCGCCCAAGCCAGAUCAACACUACCAACUCCCUCCUGUUCCUCCUUCUCUCUCAGCAGCAGGACUAAACAAUCCGUCUCGACCGGCAUACACCCUUCUACCACCCAUAUCUACAACUCGACCUAUGGACCCCGUCCUGACUACACCCUUUACAUCCCCGUCUCCAGCCCCGGGCGACACGCUACCGGCGCCAAACAAUUUCUCCACAACAGCGCCUUCUUCAUCCAUGCAUGCUUCGGUAAUGGGAUCUUCCUCAUCGCCCAGCCACGACAGAUCUGCCCCAACCCCACCGUCGAUGAUCGAUCCCAACUUCGCCUUCGAUUGGGACCAAUGGGACGCGGUGUUCGGGCAUUAUCUGCCUGUUGCGGAUGAUCUGAUGGAUCUUGAUCCGAUGGCGGGGUUUGAGUUUCCAGAUCUGAAGAAGCCAGCUUGA
Messenger RNA from Penicilliopsis zonata CBS 506.65, 3159 nucleotides. RefSeq lists its product as hypothetical. NCBI's taxonomy places the organism in Eukaryota, Fungi, Ascomycota, Eurotiomycetes, Eurotiales, Aspergillaceae. The transcript has 8 exons. The record is from RefSeq and is a predicted model, not a curated record. Gene Ontology annotation, molecular function: DNA binding; DNA-binding transcription factor activity, RNA polymerase II-specific; zinc ion binding. Gene Ontology annotation, biological process: DNA-templated transcription; regulation of DNA-templated transcription. Bases 1 to 3159 code for a protein of 1052 amino acids.